AUGCCUGCUCCGACCCAAGCACCGACGGUGCCCCUGCACCGAAUCCGAUUCUUCGACCACACCCCGUCACCCAUCACCGCCCUCUCCUUCGCCCCCAUUCCUCUGCCGCCGGCUCGUGACCCGUCCGCCGCCCCAACCAGCACCAAGGGCAAGGCUCGCGAGGACGGCAACCCCGAGCUCGGUGUCCUCGUUGUUGCUCGUGAGAAUGGAGAAGUUGAGAUCUGGCAGUAUGUGCCCGCCGACGAGGGUGGCAUGGGCAACUGGGUGCUCUCCAAGAACUUCCACGAGAAGUCUUACAGCGUCCCCCGCGUUGAGGACUUGCGCCUCUUCACUGCCGGCUCUGACUCCAACGAGCUCACUGAGCGCUGCCUCGAGACUGGCCGUGUCCUGCAGACGUACCCGAUCCCCUCGCCGCCGCUGUGGUCGCUCUCCGUCUCGCCGACGCACCAGCUUCUGUGUCUCACGACCAACUCCCCCAACCUUCACUUCGUCUCCAUCCCUCCCCCUCUUCUCGGCAACACUGCCACGCCGGUCGAGCCCGCCCCGGCGCACCUCCUCCGUUCGGACGCCCUCCCGAGUCGCACCCGCACUGUCUCGGUUGCUUGGGGUAUCCCGAAGCUUGUCGAGGGCGAGGACGGGUGGACGUGGCGCGACAGCUACCUCAUCACCGGAAACUCGGACUCGUCCUUCCGCCGUUGGGAUCUCCCUCCGCCCAGUGCCGCCGGAACACCAUCGGGCCGUGUUACGCUCAAGUCGAGGGCCGUUGUGGAGAAGGUCAGCAAGGGCAAGAAGGCGGGACAGAAGGGCACUAUUGUGUGGGGUGUCGGUGUUCUUCCGGAUGGCACCAUCGUGACGUCCGAUUCGCUCGGAAGCGUGACCUUCUGGGACCCGUCGAGCAUGGCGCAGCGCCAGUCAUUCCGCAGCCACAAGGCCGACGGCAUGUGCCUCGUCAUCGGCCCCGGUGGCCGCACCGUCUUCACCUCCGGCCCCGACCAGCGCGUGUGCCAGUUCACGGCCGUGCCGCAGCAGAAGGGUGGCGUGCAGUGGGCACUCACCUCGACGAAGCGGGUACACAGCCACGAUGUCCGUGCGCUCGCCAUCUUCCCUCCUUACGUCCCCCUGGCCGCCAACACGAAGAUCCCGCCGACGCCCAUCAACCCCGGUCUUGCGCCCAUCCUCGCCUCGGGCGGGUGGGACAUGGCGCCCGUGCUGACCUCUGCCGCGCCCGCGGACAUCAUGGCGGACAAGCUGAAGAACCCGCUUGCGAAGAACAAGAACCGCCAGCGCGUCACCUUUGAGGAGGCGUACUCGCGCAAGCUGUCUGCAUUCGGUGGCGAGCGCGGUGCGUCCCGCAUCAGCGUUGCGCGGGAGGCCCGCCUCGUGCUUGGACGCAAGGACCGGAGCGUCGGCGUCUGGCGCGUGCUCGAGGACGAAGGGGGAUGGGAGAAGGUGCUCGAGAUGGAGCUCAAGCUGCGCACGAACCUGAUCUCGUCCUCGAUCUCGGAGGACGGGCAGUGGCUGGCCGUGUCGGACCUGUACGAGACCAAGCUCUUCCGUCUCCUCGACACGGGCUCCGCCGUGCGCCCGCACCGUAUCCGCUCGUUCGCGACUGACCUCGCCUCCGCCCCCGAGCUGAAGGAGCUCAAGCUGGGUCAGAAGGGGUGUGGCGCGAGUGCGCUGCUCUUCACGCCCGACUCGGGCCGGCUCGUUAUGGCGCUCGCGGCGAGCGCGAACGUCGUCGUCCUCGAGCUCCCCGAGGUGAACGAGGGGGACGAGGUCGAGGUCGCCCGCGUCUUCCCACCGCAGCACAAGCUGGAGGGCGGGCGCUCGAUCCGCAGGCGGCGGCGGCAGAAGGCGGCCCACCGCCUCGACAUGGAUGUGGAGAUGGACUCGUCCUCCGGCAGCGAGAGCGAGGAGGAGGACAAGGGGCCCGAGACCCAGCCGUGGGUGACGGGCCUCUCCUGUUCGCUCGACGGGCAAUACCUCGCCACGUCCGACACGGGCGGCAAGGUCACGGUCUUCAACCUGGACACGAUGAGUCUGCACGCGCUGCUCCCGACGCUGCCGCAGGCGCCCAUCGCGCUGGCGUUUGCCCCGACGCACCCCCUGCUGCUCCUCGUGCACCCCUCGAACAGCGUGGGCUUCUACGACCUCGAGGCCCGCCGCCUCCUCCCGCCCUCGCACCAGGUGGUCGUGCUGAACCAGACCCUGCGCGGCCUGCACGCGUCAGUGCAGGGCGCGGCGUUCGAGCCCUCCCGCUCCACGCCGCGUGCCGCCAAGCUGGCGCUGUUCGCGCACGACUGGCUCGCCACGGCGCGUAUUGACCUCGACCUCGUCGCCCGUGCCCGCGAACCGGGGGCGCUGACGAGCAAGGCGCUGCGGAGGAAACGCGCCCGCGAAGCGCGCGAGGCCCUCGAGGCCUCGUCCGCCAGUCCGUCCGUGACAACCGGCAGCGUCGCGAGCGACAUGCCGCUCUCUGUUGUCCCGCAGCCGAUCCGCUCCAAGGGCGUCAGCUCGGCCAAUGACGCCGACUUUGUCAAGGUCGCCACCGACCGCUUCCGCGCUAUCGUGGAUGUGGACUGGCUCGGGGAGGGAGAACUCAUGCUCGUGGAGAGGCCUUAUGCCGACUAUGUGGGCGAAUUGCCGCCUGCGUUCUGGACCGGCAGCUACGGAAAGGCGUAG
Molecule: messenger RNA, 2682 nt
Organism: Trichosporon asahii var. asahii CBS 2479
Lineage: Eukaryota; Fungi; Basidiomycota; Tremellomycetes; Trichosporonales; Trichosporonaceae
Exons: 3
Coding region: 1-2682 (893 amino acids)
Biological process (GO): maturation of SSU-rRNA from tricistronic rRNA transcript (SSU-rRNA, 5.8S rRNA, LSU-rRNA)
Cellular component (GO): t-UTP complex; 90S preribosome; small-subunit processome
Molecular function (GO): protein binding; RNA binding
Source: RefSeq, a predicted model, not a curated record